Molecule: messenger RNA, 684 nt
Organism: Syzygium oleosum
Lineage: Eukaryota; Viridiplantae; Streptophyta; Magnoliopsida; Myrtales; Myrtaceae
Exons: 2
Coding region: 188-637 (149 amino acids)
Source: RefSeq, a predicted model, not a curated record
ACUGCCGUUGCUCCACCUCUCGUCGCAGCGCUCAUCGCCUUGUCUCCUCUCUGUCUCGCUCCAGGUUAAUAGCGAAUGGGCUAAAUUCAAGAAUGAUGGAUUUCCUCAGUAUCCCCAGCUGUUUAUUGUGUUUGGUGAUACAUAUGCUACUGGGGAGUAUGCAGCAAGAAAUGUAGAAGACUUGUUGAUGUCGGAGGGAGAAGACAAUGGUGUUAGUGGUGGUGUUGCGGUAGGUGAUUCAGAGGAAUUUAAUGAACACCAUAUUAAUGAGGGAGUCUUUACACCUGACAUGACUGCCACCCCAAUUCGUGAGAAGCACAAGUUACAUAGGACUCCAAAUUUCGAGAGGAGGAGAAAGAGUAACACAUAUUGUGUUAGUGGCACAUGUAAAGCCAUUCAAGAAAUGAUCAAAUUCAGGACGGGUCAAUCAACAAGUGGCUCCGUCACCUUACAUGCCCCACCACUUGUAAACCCCUACUCCAUAGGAGUUGUGGUUGCCAUCCUAAAUGGCAUGCCUAACUUGGAGCAUGAUCUUUACAACAAAGCCAUGAAUCAGGCAUGUCUUAAUGCCACUUGGAAAGAGGCUUUCAUCAUAUCUCUACCUGAAAGGAGGCGUGGACUUCUUGAAUCUCUUUAAAUAGUUGUUGAGAAAUAUGCUAUGGAUUUAUGUUUGGCUUAAUUUCA